AUCAUAAAAAACCGGUUUACUACAAAACAACAUUUCCUAUAAAUAACAUUUAUGUACCUAUAUUAAUUAUAUUAACAGCAAUUGAACCAUCAGUUAACUGCGAAACACAGACAUGUAUUCUAAUACAGCAGUUUUGUUUAUUACUUUCAGUAUUUUUGCUUUAGCUGCAUGUGAGAGAUUUCUCACAGACUCGAUAAUAUUUCCCGACUAUAUACGAAAAUUGUCUUUCGAAAAUGAAAAUUAUCCAAUUAAGCCAAAUAGGCCAAAUAGACAAAUAGCAAAUCAACGUCCUAACUCAAGACCUCAAAAUAGCAACCAACAAGGAUUCGGUUCUAGACCGAAUAAUCAAUGGCCUAGUAGCGGUAGCAACCAACAAGGAUUCGGUUCUAGACCGAAUAAUCAAUGGCCUAGUAGUGGUAGCAGUCAACAAGGAUUCGGUUCUAGACCAAAUAGUAAUAAUCCAAACAACAACUAUGAUGAGUUUUCUGGGUUAGAAAAUAAUAAUAAUAAUGGUAACCAAUUUUCUGGAAAUCAAAAUUUGAAUAAUGCACAAGGUAGUACUUCAAAUGGUCAAGCAUUCGAUAACAAUAGUAAUAGUAAUAAUGGACAAGAUACUUCAUCAAAUAACAACGGAAAUCAACAGACAAAUAACCAAGCUAGUUCAGCCCUUCAUAACUCAUGUGAAAUACGUUGCAAAACACAAGUAAUUUAUCAAUAUAACCCUGUUUGUGGAACUAAUGCUCGAACAUAUCAAAACUCAAGGGUUUUAGAUUGUAUGAGAGAAUGUGGAGUUCAGACCGAGUUAGACUAUAUUGGCAGAUGUGUCACAUCAACCGAUCGUAUUCUUCCUGCUUGCUGCUAAGUAGUUUUAAUGGACAACUGGUCGAUGAUUUGAUAUUUUAAUCUUUAAAAAUAUAUUUGUAAAUCAUACGAUGUAAUAGUAGAAAUUGGUUUUUGUAUUACAUUGUAUUUAAUACAUUGUAUUAUUGAAUAAAUUUACAUUACACUAA
This is a messenger RNA of Daktulosphaira vitifoliae (grape phylloxera), 1010 nucleotides long. RefSeq names its product GATA zinc finger domain-containing protein 14-like. Lineage: Eukaryota; Metazoa; Arthropoda; Insecta; Hemiptera; Phylloxeridae. Gene Ontology annotation, molecular function: protein binding. The transcript is spliced from 3 exons. The record is from RefSeq and is a predicted model, not a curated record. The coding region runs from base 113 to 862 and encodes 249 amino acids.